Molecule: messenger RNA, 2612 nt
Organism: Anopheles nili
Lineage: Eukaryota; Metazoa; Arthropoda; Insecta; Diptera; Culicidae
Product: protein RUFY3
Exons: 9
Coding region: 61-2472 (803 amino acids)
Cellular component (GO): cytoplasm
Molecular function (GO): metal ion binding
Source: RefSeq, a predicted model, not a curated record
UGCGCCAAAACGGAAACAUUGCUGAGUCACCCCUUAGGCUCCGUAAAUCGCACUCCCAAGAUGCGUGCGUUGGGCAUUGCGCAGCCAAACAACCACCAUCAGACGAUCGGCACCAGCGCCACCACCACCACCAGCUCCACCUCCGCCAACACUGCCGGAGCGUCGUCGGCGGUCGGCGGGAUCAACGGUAAGAACGGCAACGGAGACGGGCACCAGCACGGACCGGGCACCGCCACCCUCAUCACGCUGCCCCGGGCCAUCCCGAUGGCCGGAACCGGAAUGACCACCACCGGUGAUGGGCAUCGGUCGGUUGCGCAGCUGCGGGGAGGCGGGAUGGUCGGCGGUGGCAGCGACACCGCCGCCCAGGACACGAUCUACCUGUGCAACUUUCGCGUCACCGUCGACGGCGAGUGGCUCUGCCUCAAGGAGCUGCAGGAUCUCGACCUCAAAGACGGCCAGCAGCAGGCGGGCUGCGGUGGUGCCGGUGGCGGGGCCGAUGCGAUGGGCGGCGGAGGUGGUGCAGGCGGAGGAGCCGGUGAUUGCAACGCACUCAAUAGUUUCGGUAUAAUUGAGAACGUAAAAUGCCAAGACAAGAUUAUCGAGCGCGAUUGGGUCAACUACUACUCACGCGAUCCUGCCUCGAUCGAGCGAAGCAAUCUGGUGAAGAUAUGCAAGCUAGUCGUGAAGGAACUGCUGGAGCAGUCGCUGCGUUUCGGUCGCAUGCUCGAUUCGGAUCACCUGCCGCUGCAGCACUUUUUUAUCGUGCUGGAGCACGUCCUGCGUCACGGCCUGAAACCGAAAAAAGGCUUACUAGGUCCAAAGAAAGAGCUCUGGGACAUCCUGCAAAGCGUCGAGCGGUACUGCGUCGAAGCGCUGGACAUCACCUCGUCGGUGCGCGAUCUACCAACGGUUCGAACGCACAUGGGCCGUGCCAGAGCCUGGUUGCGGUUGGCUCUGAUGCAGAAGAAGCUCGCCGACUACCUGCAGGUGUUGAUCGAACACCGGGAUGAUUCGCUGGCGGAAUACUACGAACCACACGCGCUGAUGAUGAGUGACGAGAUCAUCAUCAUCGUGGGCAUUCUGGUGGGUCUGAAUGUGAUCGACUGCAAUCUGUGCGUGAAGGAGGAAGAUCUCGACUCGCAGCAGGGUGUGAUUGAUUUUUCGCUCUACCUGCGGUCCAGCUCGCGCAACAGCCCGGAUGAGGAAAAUAAUGGUGGUCUUGGAGCCGGUGGCAUCACCGACAGUGCCACCGGUGCGAUGACGGCCGUGCUAGAUCAGAAGAACUACAUCGAGGAGCUGAAUCGACAUCUCAAUGCUACCGUCGCGAACCUUCAGGCCAAGGUGGAGUCGCUAACGACGACGAACGCGCUCAUGAAGGAAGACCUGGCGAUCGCACGCAACAGCCUGAUGGCGUUGCAGGCGGAAAAUGCGGCCCUAAGGAGGGCGUCCCAGCACGGGCACCCGAUCGAGGACAAAACGAACGUACUCGAUCGCUUCGAUCCGGAAAUGGCGGAAACGCUGGCCGAGGAGCGCAAAAAGCGGCACGAAAUCGAAAAGGAGCUAGAUCUGCAAGUGUCCCUGAAGGCGGAAACGGAAAUGGCGAUGAAGCUGCUCGAGAAGGACAUCCACGAGAAGCAGGACACGAUAGUAUCGCUGCGACGCCAGCUGGAGGACAUCAAGUCGAUCAACCUCGACAUGUACCGUAAGCUGCAGGAGUGCGAAGCGUCGUUGAAGCACAAAACCGAGCUCAUGUCGCGAAUGGAGACGCAACGCGAAUCGAUGGCAAAUGCUAUUUCGCAGCUGGAAAAAAAAUACAGCUCGGAAACGGCUAGCCUGAACGCGCUGCAGGAAUCUUCCCAAGCACUAUCGCUCCAAGUGGUCGCCAGCGAGCAAAGGGCUGCUAGGGCAGAGGCAGACUUACGCAUCGAGCGGGAAUGGCGGACGGCCAUGCACGAGAAGGAGAUUAAUCACAAGCAACUCAUCAGCGAGAUGCAACUGCAGAUGCAGCAGUUAAUGGAUGAUUCGAAGCAACUUGGCAAAGCCAACGUGGAACUGGAGAAGCUGCGCAGUCAGUGGGCGGAAGACCAACAGACUUUAGAGGAACUUGGGGUGCAGCUAAGUGUAAGCAAGCUGCAAAUCUCGGAGCUGAAAGAAAAGACGUCCAGAAACCACAACCAUAAUCAUAAUGGCCCCGAAGGUCAUAACGAUAGCAUGGAGGGUGCGAAAACGGGCGGCUGGACUCCGGACAAGGUCGUUUCUAAAUGCACCGGAUGUGACAAAGAGUUUGGCAUGACACGGCGCAAGCACCAUUGCCGGAACUGUGGUAAAAUAUUCUGCUCCAGUUGUUCGGAGCACGUUGCCACGCUGCCGUCCUUUGCGGGCAGCCAACGGGCGGACCAACAGUCGCCGCCAAAUGGAAGCAAACCGGUGCGCGUGUGUGACUACUGCUGGGAAAAACUAGCCUCCAGGUAGAUCAGAUUAUGCGCGGGUUUUGCAGGUUUCAGCAAUCCGAUUCCAACCAACCAAUUCAUUGCACCCCAGGAUGCCUUAGAAUGAUAAAUUGCCAUGUUGCGCGUAAUCAAUGUCGUGCAAUGGCACAGCUUUGUCUGAAU